AUGGAUGAAUCCGACGCAGACUUUAAACACUCCCUAAUCCAACUUCGAAAAAUUGUCAACACCAUUGACACAUUCACCAAUGCUGAUCCAUGCGUCGAUUUUCUUAAUCAGACUAAGAACGAAAAAGUCUUUAUGAUUGUUUCAGGCGCUCUUGGACAAUCAACAGUACCGAACAUUCAUCAUUUUCCUCAACUUGAUUCUGUGUAUGUAUUUUGUCGCAACAAGACAAAACAUGAACAGUGGACAAAAGGAUGGUCAAAAGUCAAAGAUGUUUUCACUGGAAUCGAUCUGAUUUGUGAUAGACUCAAACAAGAUACUCAACAAUGUGACCAUGAUUCUGUUUCGAUCAAUGUCACCACCAGAGAAGAUUUGGGUAAUCUUGAUCCAUCAUUUAUGUAUACACAAUUGCUCAAAGAAACUGUUAUUGAAAUGCAAUAUGAUGAUAAGGCAAAAGCAGCCCUUGCUAACUUUUGUCGAGAUCAAUACCAUGACAAUCCACAUGAGAAGCAGAUAAUCGAUGAGUUCGAACGAGAUUAUGACGAUCAUACACCCAUCUUGUGGUACACUCGGGAAGGUUUCAUUUAUAAGAUGCUCAAUCCUCCGAUUGAGUGCUGA
Didymodactylos carnosus is the source of this 615-nucleotide messenger RNA. The record is from the annotation of a GenBank genome assembly. Lineage: Eukaryota; Metazoa; Rotifera; Eurotatoria; Philodinida; Philodinidae.